Messenger RNA from Paramuricea clavata, 6156 nucleotides. The record is from the annotation of a GenBank genome assembly. NCBI's taxonomy places the organism in Eukaryota, Metazoa, Cnidaria, Anthozoa, Malacalcyonacea, Plexauridae.
CUAAAGCACUGAACAUGACGUUAUUGAGGUAAACAACGCUUUGGAAACGCCAAAUAUUUACGAUGGUAGAGACAAAAUGAAGUACAAACUAUCAGAGAAAUGAUUUUCUUUUUCAAACAUGGCUGGAUGGAUUCUGUUAUUCACUUAUAAGCGUCUUUUUUACGUUAAACUACACGAAGACGAAAGAUUAAAACAACAGGUACAUAAGGUUGUUUAUAUUAUAUAUAUGCUAUCAUUAUCUCAAACGUUAAAAUAGCUAGGGGUAAAAAGUACUUUUCUAUCGAUACAAUCACAAAUGAUUAGUAGUAGUCCGUUCUCAAUAUUAUAUGAAGGUAUAAUUUAUAACCCUUUCUUUACUUCAGGCUCCCUGCUUUUAUAAACAGGUUUAAACACUUGCUGAAAGUUGCUUAAUUAGUUCUAAUUUGACCACACAUAUUAAAAGGAACACGCUUACAAUACCAUAGUCAAUAUCCAUAUAACCAUAUUAUAGCACUGCCUUUUAUAUACUACGGAACAAAACUCAAAAGCCACAAAACGUUUAAACGAAUCUUUAAUUUCUAUAUAGUUAUAUUUGUUUAAAAUUAAAAUAUUAGUUAAGUAGUAAUGUAACUGCGUCCAUCGUUGACUGCAGAAUACAAUAAAAACCAUGUUUAUACUGCGAACCUUGGGCUUGGCUUGGCCUUGUUUGCCUUGGCUUUGGCGUAUAUUUUUGUGUUGUCAUGUAAACAACCUUUGGCCUAGUCUAUGCCUCACCUAUAGGUUAGAAAACCUGGGCCCAUUGCAAUCGUUGAUCUAGGGCUAGCAUAAGCCAACCUUGUGGCGAUGUCAAAACAAUGAAAACGUAUCAAUCAUCAUAAAAUUACCUUGCCAGUGGCUUAAAACCGUUGUUAAUUUCAUGACAGCUACCAAUUUAAGAGAGAAAUAAAUUUCUGUAGACGUUUCAGCAAAGGCCCCUUCGGUAAAGGCCUUUAUCUGCACGGCAAUCAUUUUAUGUUAUCUUCCCCUUUAAUUUUAGUGAAGCACAUCCUCUCAAGAAAAUGUUUGAAGGGGCAAAAGUUAUUGGUAUCAUAUUCCUGUUUCUGGCUCUGUCGUUAGAUGGUAAGAUUAAGGGACAUUAUGGUUGUGUGGUGAACUUACAAACUUUAAACAUGCAGUCAAGGUUAUGUUGAAACUGAAAGGUUGUGCUUUUCUCGUGAAUAUUCGUUCUCGUGUUUUCAAUAGAUAAAGACAAUGCAACAUACAGUACAAAACCAAAGACAUACCGAAGACGCCAAACUGAACUACUGAACAGGAGAACAUACGGAUACAGUAUACGCAAAAACUUCAAAUGAUAAGGAAGUUAAGGACAAUCAGACAAUGCAUGUAGGAAUAUAAAUCAGAUACGUUAACUGUGACUACCUCAUCAUCUGAGAUAUCAAAAGUGCUACUAUACAUAGACAGACAGACAAAAAGCAGUGUGACAAACGAUUACGUUUCAAGUACUCAUAAGAGAUUUGGACAUGUCUUACAGCCAAACCAAGACCAUUGAGAGAGAAGAGUGGGAAGCAAUUUCACUUUACAAACAUUGGAGAUAUCAUUUCAAAAGGUACCUAUACAGCCCAAAACAUGUAUAAAGAUAUUACUGUAAAACGCCUUGGCCCUUAAUCAUACAAUUGUAUAAUAGGAUAACACUUAAGUGUUAAGUCUUUUGGUAAGUAAGCAAGUUGGUACCGUGGCGAGGGGUUGAUAACCCUUACCUGCAGUUGAGAGCUAUGCUGGGAACUCGCAUCUUUAGCUGAUUGAAUCAAAGGUUUACUAGCUGGGCGCCUCUGGCUACCACCGUACGACUCGUGUCUAAUCACAGAGCUUUGCUACGUAUGAUGGAAGAGUUAAUUUGGGACUUUUCCAAACCCACACUGUCAACAUUCCUGUGGUAGAAAACUGGAGAACCUGAAGAAAACCCAAGACUUGUACAGCGUUGACUGAAAGACGGGACACCAGGCCAUUUGAUGACAUCAAAAUUGUCCGUUGAUUCAAGUACCUUUGUGACUCAGGUGAUAUAAAGGCCUUUCAUGCAGGUAUCACGUGAUUAUAUAAUUUUGCCUUCAUUGCGUAUAAACGACACAAUACUUUGGGUACUCCGUAAAACUGAAUCUUGAAAAUUGUAUCUCCGGUUUCCUCAAGCAGUUUUACUAUGGAUUAUUAAGAGAAGGGUAGCCUUCCUGGACCUCUAGGAAGAACAGCUAAAUAAAUAAAGUCUCUUCAAAAAAAUACAUUUCUGUGCUUUUAGAUAUGAUGCAAAUAGCGGAAAGCACAUCGCCAGAUAGCGACACGUUUAAUGCAGGUUAGUGCCAUUUUAUACAUUCUUUCCGGAUUGCCCCGCGGUAGAAACCUAGUCGCGAACGGUCGGGACAGCCGGUUAAUUCUAUUCAGAGUUAACGUUUAUAGGUGUGACAGGUCCAAUCUUGUUUAAUUUUCAUCUUUUACGUGUAGAACAAACCGACGACCCUUAUGACAACAAUAUCGAAGCAGAAACAACGGCGUACUCCAAAACCGUGCCUAUUGGUGAUAGUCCAGAUUUAGCGAGCCCUAGAGAUCAAGAAGAGAAGUUCGUCAACCUUCUCAAGAAACAGUACAAGGGAACAUUCCCAGAGUACGGUAAGGAAACCAAGUCAGACUUCAGCAAGAACAAAGAGUUAGAAGACAAUCUCAGUACUCAGCCGGAGACAGUAUAUUUUGGUCAUUCGGAUAAAUAUCAAGGGAAAAAUGACUAUAUCAAUGAUUACCCAAUACCAGAUGAGGCUGCAGGUGGUCAAGAUAACCUGGCCACAUUUGAUGAGGACGCAAAUAUAUUGAACAGUUUGAAAUCAUCCAGCACAACAAUAAGCCCUCAUGUCCACUCGAAUGCUUUCGACACAGAUAAUUUUGAAGAUGCUAUUACCAGGCGUCCGUCUCACAGAAGACAACACAAGACGCAAAGCAUUGAGGAUAUAUUGAGUGAAUAUGGGGAUAACACCGUUGAUGAUGGACAAUCGGGGAUUGAGAACCCCGUGACAACUGAGGAUUAUGAGGGGCAUAAAAGUGUUUCAGAAAACGACGAUGGGAACAUGAACGUGAAUGAUAAGCUUGGAAACGAAAAUGAACACCUGACUGAUCACGUGACUGAUCACGUUACUGAAAGUAUGAGUGACAAAGUGAUUGACAGUACGGACGAUCACGUGACAGAUAACGCGAAUGAUGAAAUGGAAGAUCGCAUGUCGGAACAUGUGACUGACCACGAGGCUAGUCACAUGACUGAUGACAUACACGAUCACGUGACUGACCACAUGUCUGAUAGCAUGGAUGAUCAUCCGAGCGAAGAAAAAAAAUUAAGGGAAAAAACUGAGGAAGAGGCGUUAUGGGAUUCGGAAGAGAAAUUACGGCAACAACUCGCUCGAAAAAAGAAACAAAAAAAUCUAACAAAAAAGAAAGAGAAAAAUCUAACAAAUAAGAAAGAGAAAAAUCUAACAAAAAAGAAACAGAAAAAUCUAACAAAAAAGAAAGAAAAGUUAAAAGAUGAUCUCUCCAGAGAAAUCCUCAAAGAUUUUGAUGAACUGAAGAAACAUAAUAAUAAAACAUCUGAGAAACCCAACCGCAAGAUUCAGGAAAAUGGAAAAAUAAACCAACACAAAUCAGAACCAAGUAGUCCAGACAAAGCGGAGAAACACAUCAAACAUGUUCACGCAGACGAAUCUCAGGUUUCCGGCGACGCCAUUUUGGAUUUCUUAGAUAAACUUUUGGAGAAGGAUCCAAAGGAACUAAAACACGAUGUUUUAGCAAUGACCAAAGAAAUGCAAAACGAAGGCAAGUACUAAUUGCCCCCACCUUAACCACGUAAAAUAGACCUAAAAGAUCUCAGUUUUAUAAAUAUAUAUAUAAUUUUAUAACCCAUCUAUAUUUAAGGAAAUCCCAGUUCUGAUUCAUCAGAAAAAUCUAACACAGCGCAAAAAGCAGCAUCAAACUCAGAUUCAUCCAGCAAAAUGGAGGACAAACCACAAGUGACAAGAGAGUCUCCUCAACCGAACAAGGCGCCUGACAAGGUGGACAAUUGGGUUUCACAAUUGGAAAACGAUAUGGAUGUUGAAAAACAAGACAAAGGGAACCAGAAAGAACAGAAAGAAACGAGCGAACAAAAUGAAGGAACGAAUGAAGAUUACUAUGAUGAAGAAUAUGACCAAUUCCAUGAUGGAGCACAAGGCAUCGAUGCUGAUCAUGAUGGCGGACAGAGUGUAGAACACGAAGAGAACGAUCAGAAAGAAAAAGAAGUAAAAAGUAAUAAAGACAUAAAGAAGAAACAAGAUGAUUUUGACUAUGGUAGGUUGUUUUAGUUUAAAAGUUCCUUCGUUUAGCUUUCACUCAGUAGAUCUUAAAAAGGCGCCAAUGUAAAUGAAAACAUUUCUUAGCUUAGUUUAGCAUUUACUUAAGAUAGGAUAACACCAAUGACAUCGUGGCCCUCUGUUAAGGCCGUUUUCCACUAGGCGGAAUUUUCCGCCAAAAGAAAUCCGCUCCGCGCGGACAAUUCCGUCUAGUGAUAAACGACCUCUAAGCAUUAUUACAAGCCCCAUAGCGAUGACAUUUUUUGCACAUCCAAAAAUGAUAAAACUUUUUCUAAAAACUAUUUAAACUUAAAGCUUUUCCAAUAUUAAUUUCAAAUCCUUGCCAUUCCAAUCUUUAACAAUCCUUAUUGCAAACCUCCCUCGUUCUGCAAUGCGGGACAUAUUAAUAUAUAUAUUUAUCUUUACGUUUUACUUUUCGAUGCAUUGACACGUUUAUGAAUUAGGCGCUUCUUCUAACAAAUAACUCAACUACAUGCGAAAAGCAUCCUUUGAAAAGAAGCUUUUAGGGCAUUGCCUUUCCAGCUCAACCUUCAGUUAUUAUCAAGGUGUAUACUAAGAUAUAUAAAAUUACGCUAAUGUGUUUGCAGAGGAAUUCAAAGAAGAAGCGCUAAAGAUGCACAAUGAAUACAGACGUCGUCACAACGCAGUGGCCUUAACUUGGUCCGACUCAUUGGCAAAGAAAGCUCACAACCUUGCAAGUAAACUACUUGACGCCACGAGGACCAACUUCAAACGAGAGUUGGAAAAGCAAGGCGAAAACAUCGCAAUCCUGUCAUACUCAACCAAAGACAUCGCCAAACAAGCCGUCGAGAAAUGGUAUACAGAAAUCACAAAAUUCAGUUUCACAAGUCCAAGCAUCAAGCCAGAGACGAGGGACUUUACACAGAUUAUUUGGAAAAACAGCAAAGAACUCGGAAUGGGUUUUGUACAUACACCAGAUAAAAAGAAAACUUUGGUCAUUGCAUUGUACAGUCCUACAGGAAAUGACGAACACAAGUUGCGAGAGAACUUGAAUACAGUUCAUGAUGAUCCAUAUGCGGACAUUAAAAGAUAUUUUUUGAGCAAACCUUGAUACUGAAUACACUGGGGGGAAAAUCCAUUCUAUGGAAAUGCUCAUUGUGUGACUAAAUCCAUAGUAUAUCCACACUAUUUCCAUACUACGAAAAUGGCAAUUAGUAUGGAAAUCCAAUUCCCAUACUAUUUCCAUACUAUUUCCAACUAAGUGUUCAAACUAUUUCCACAGUAAGCAUUUUGAAAAAAAUUCCAGUGAUAGACUUUAAAGACAUUCAGUGGAACAUAUUGUAAUGAGUCUCAUUGUUCCGAAGCAGAAAAUGAAAAUCGCAUCCCCUAUUGAUCUAUUAAUUUGUAUAUUUCAGUAUGCGUAAGCAAUAUUGACCGUAAAUUCUUGGUUUGCACAUGACGUCACGGCGGCCAUGUUGGAGGGACGCCAACAAAAGAAUAUCAUUGGCAAUCACUGGCAGCUAAUAUGUAUUUGGAGCGUGUUUUCAUCCAACAUGGCCGCAAUAUCUUUAUAAAUCUCAACGGAUUGAUUGCAAACCACCAAUUCAUCGGAAAUAUGACAUGAAAUUUGUGUUCUUAUGUACAGGGUGUCUAAAAAAGUGAGCCUUUAAUUAGAAAUCACCCUUUUGUUGUAAACACCCAACCUUCACUACCUCUGCAUGUUAAAACUUAGCCUGCGAGCAGGCUCUCAAGGUGAAAGGAGAGCCUGCACUGAUGGCAUACAAUUUUGAAUAUCUGCGUCUCGAAUCGGGACGCGAAAUUCUCAUUGGUCAGAUGCUAU